Messenger RNA from Aspergillus ibericus CBS 121593, 1197 nucleotides. RefSeq lists its product as uncharacterized. Lineage: Eukaryota; Fungi; Ascomycota; Eurotiomycetes; Eurotiales; Aspergillaceae. The transcript has 4 exons. Bases 1 to 1197 code for a protein of 398 amino acids. The record is from RefSeq and is a predicted model, not a curated record.
AUGAAAAUCCGUCGGUCAUUCUUAGAUCGGAAGAGAGCUAAGGAGGAGUGUUGUGGUUGUGGCGGGGAAUGGGAAGAAACGAGGAAAUCCAAUGGUGGACGAUGUGUACCAACGGCAGCUUCCGUUGUCUCAAAGGAACUUUCACAUCUUGGACGAUCGGUCUGGUUGAAGGUUACUUGGAGCCGGGCUGGCUGGGGACGAACAAAGGGCCUCCGGUUCUUUCUCUGUCCUCGUCUCUCCCCUCGAUCGCUUGAGAACCCAUUCUGGUACUUUGAAGGCAAGACAGAUUCCCGGGGAAAAUUCCCACAGGACCUGCAACAUCUGUUCCAGCAAUUUCUCGAGGCCAAUCCGGGGUCCGCCACACUUUGGAAGACGGAGACCGUUCGUCUCGCGAAAUCGAUCACCACAGACCAAGCCCCGAACACUAUGCUGGGCCUGCAUACGAAGAGACGACGCGAGGAAGCAGCCCGGUCAUUUGCGUCCGCUAUGCUUGCUUCCCCUCCGUUGCGGAUGCUACUGGCGAACCGCGACGCCUCGGACCGUGACGAGAAACUCGUCACAUACUACGAGGAAGCCCAAGAGCUGGCCACCUGUGUUGGCCAAACGCGUGGGAUCUGCGAGUAUACGAAUCUCGGGCGGUUAACUUCGCCCUUGUUCUCUCAUCGGUCGGAUAAGAUGAAGGCGCACCCUAACCAUAGUUUAUGGCCGGACGACCCAAGGCUAGACGGGCGUCGGAUUCUGUUCAUUACGCAGCCGGCCGUGUCACGCCUGCGAGGUACCACGUUAAUGGGCAUUGAGGAGCGAUGGGCACGGUUAAAAGCAGUGGUCGAGGAUGGUGCAAUGUCCAAGGAGCAACACCAGAAGAUGUUCAGGAAGCAGCACGCACAAGCACAGGAAGAGGGGAGAAGAAUUUGUGAAGAGAAAUCGAAGCGGCAAGCCGAGUGGAACAAAAUUGAGAAGGAACGGGGGGUGAAUAGAAAGAAUCAAGAUAAAGCAAAUCUUGAAACCGAGGAGAGUAGAACAGAUGGAGAUGGCGAGUAUAAGAAGGGAAGGAAACGAAAAAGAAUCACCAAGGCAGACACCGCAGAAGAGGAGGAAAACAAGGAAGACAAGGAGGGGAAGCAGUUCACAGAGGAGAAACUUGAAGGGAAGAAAAGAAGAGGGCGUCCGGCUACCAAAAAGAGAGCAGUCCAGUGA